AUGGCCACUCUCACCAAAGUCGACUCUGCCAUCGCCGGCCUCCCUUCACCAGCAGAAGCCAAGAAGACAUCGAAGAAGGAGUCCACAAACAAGAACCCAGACGUUAUGAACAUUAAAGACCUAGAAGGACUAGGAAUCGAGCUGCAAAUAGCCCCAGAGACACAGAAGCUCAACUGGAAGCUCAACACUUCCCCAGCCUCCCUAGAGGACAAGGAAGUCCUGAAGAAGUUCCUCACCACUCCACCAGUCAAAAGGAUUGAUCUGCAAUUCCCUCUUGGCCUCGAGGUCACCGCUCGAAACCUCAAGGGUGUAACCAUCAAGGACUCUCUUGAUGCUAUCUACAAGCAAUUCAAAAAGAAGGCUGAUGAUGAGCUCGAUAACCCCAUCCUAGCUGGAUUCGAGUGGGAUAAAGAGGAGUCGUGGACAAGACUCAUUGUACAUCAGAAGAAGGAGGGCGCACCGCCACCUAAGAAGAGCAAAAAGAAGGGCGCUGCUGCUGAGUAG
This is a messenger RNA of Microsporum canis CBS 113480, 504 nucleotides long. RefSeq lists its product as hypothetical. NCBI's taxonomy places the organism in Eukaryota, Fungi, Ascomycota, Eurotiomycetes, Onygenales, Arthrodermataceae. The transcript has 4 exons. The record is from RefSeq and is a predicted model, not a curated record. Bases 1 to 504 code for a protein of 167 amino acids.